AUGCAUGCCAGAAACCCCCAUUCUCCUUUUCAAAGACAACAUAUGAUGGAUUGCGAUCUCUCAGCGCAGCAGGACACGGGGACCAUGCAAGCUGUAAUUGGUCAGGAUCCAAUGAUAGCUGGACAAGUCAGGAAGCCCUUGCUGUCAGCGCGGAGUGAAAUGAAUGCGGAGUUGAGAGGUGAGGACAAGGCUGCUACUUCAGACAGCGAGCUGAAUGAGCCUCUGCUUGCGCCUGUGGAAUCAAAUGACAGCGAGGACACUCCCAGCAAGCUCUUCGGGGCCAGGGGCAACUCGGUGCCAUCAGACCCAGGUACUCCUGACCAACCCCAGGCUGGCCAGACCCACCCCCCAUUUCCCGUUGGGCCACAGCCACUUCUGACGGCACAGCAGUUAGCCUCUGCUGUGGCCGGCGUGAUGCCCGGAGGCCCUCCAACCCUCAAUCAACCUAUCCUCAUACCUUUCAACAUGGCCGGCCAGCUAGGAGGUCAGCAAGGACUGGUCCUCACACUGCCUGCAGCGAAUCUCACCAACAUCCAAGGGCUGGUAGCAGCAGCUGCAGCUGGAGGCAUUAUGACUCUGCCAUUGCAAAAUCUACAAGCUACCUCAUCCCUGAACUCCCAACUGCAACAGCUCCAGCAGCUCCAGCAGCUCCAGCAGCAGCAGCAGCAGCAACAGCAGCAGCAGCAGCAGCAGCAGCAACAGCAGCCUCCUCCAGCGCCAACCAGCCAGCACCCACAGCCAGCCCCACAGGCGCCCUCACAGCCCCAGCAGCCUCCACAGCCCCAGCCCACCCCGCCCCAGCAGCCGCCACCUGCCUCCCAGCAGCUGCCAGCUCCUCCGUCUCAGCUGCAACAGGCGCCUCAGCCCCAGCAGCAUCAUCAGUCCCACUCCCACCCGCAGAACCAGAACCAGCCAUCUCCAACCCAGCAGAGUGCAAGCCCCCCUCAGAAGCCCAGUCAAUCUCCGGGACAUGGCCUUCCGUCGCCGCUCACGCCACCCAAUCCUCUACAGCUGGUUAAUAAUCCUCUAGCAAGUCAGGCCGCAGCGGCUGCAGCAGCCAUGGGCUCCAUAGCAAGCUCACAGGCCUUUGGCAAUGCCCUCUCCAGUCUUCAGGGGGUCACAGGUCAACUAGUUACUAAUGCACAAGGACAGAUUAUUGGAACUAUUCCACUGAUGCCUAAUCCAGGGCCAUCGAGCCAAGCAGCAAGUGGCACUCAGGGCCUUCAAGUACAGCCUAUCACCCCCCAGCUCCUGACAAAUGCCCAGGGCCAGAUCAUCGCCACAGUCAUCGGGAACCAGAUCCUGCCUGUGAUCAACACCCAGGGCAUCACGCUCUCCCCCAUCAAACCAGGCCAGCAGCUCCACCAACCCUCCCAGACGUCAGUGGGUCAAGCAGCCGCCCAAGGCAAUCUUCUGCACCUGGCUCACGGCCAAGCAUCCAUGUCUCAAAGUCCCGUCCGACAGGCUUCCUCUUCUUCCUCCUCAUCCUCCUCUUCUUCAGCUUUGAGCGUGGGCCAGUUAGUCAGCAAUCCUCAAACGGCAGCGGGUGAGGUGGAUGGGGUUAAUCUGGAAGAGAUUCGAGAAUUUGCCAAAGCUUUUAAAAUCCGGCGCCUGUCCCUUGGCCUGACCCAGACUCAGGUGGGACAAGCUCUCAGUGCUACAGAGGGCCCUGCGUACAGCCAGUCGGCCAUCUGCAGACACACCAUCCUGAGAAGCCACUUUUUCCUACCACAGGAAGCCCAAGAGAACACUAUAGCUAGCAGUCUGACAGCCAAACUGAACCCUGGCCUUUUGUAUCCUGCCAGGUUUGAAAAGCUGGACAUCACCCCUAAAAGUGCCCAGAAGAUCAAGCCGGUGCUUGAGCGGUGGAUGGCUGAGGCUGAGGCCCGCCAUCGAGCAGGUAUGCAGAACCUGACCGAGUUUAUCGGGAGUGAACCGUCCAAAAAGCGCAAGCGGCGCACCUCCUUCACACCCCAGGCCCUUGAGAUCCUCAAUGCCCACUUUGAGAAGAACACACACCCCUCUGGGCAGGAAAUGACCGAAAUUGCUGAGAAGCUGAACUAUGACCGGGAAGUAGUUAGAGUUUGGUUCUGCAAUAAGAGGCAAGCCCUGAAGAAUACAAUUAAACGCUUAAAACAGCACGAGCCCGCCACGGCAGUCCCUCUGGAACCCUUAACAGACUCUCUGGAAGAAAACUCCUAA
This is a messenger RNA of Sciurus carolinensis (gray squirrel), 2202 nucleotides long. RefSeq names its product POU class 6 homeobox 2 (gene Pou6f2). The transcript is spliced from 10 exons. Gene Ontology annotation, biological process: regulation of transcription by RNA polymerase II. Bases 1 to 2202 code for a protein of 733 amino acids. Lineage: Eukaryota; Metazoa; Chordata; Mammalia; Rodentia; Sciuridae. The record is from RefSeq and is a predicted model, not a curated record. Gene Ontology annotation, molecular function: RNA polymerase II cis-regulatory region sequence-specific DNA binding; DNA-binding transcription factor activity, RNA polymerase II-specific.